This is a messenger RNA of Pseudophryne corroboree (corroboree frog), 3870 nucleotides long. It is a transcript of the gene GCGR, whose product is annotated as glucagon receptor. The transcript has 14 exons. The coding region runs from base 337 to 1818 and encodes 493 amino acids. Lineage: Eukaryota; Metazoa; Chordata; Amphibia; Anura; Myobatrachidae. The record is from RefSeq and is a predicted model, not a curated record. Gene Ontology annotation, molecular function: peptide hormone binding; glucagon receptor activity. Gene Ontology annotation, biological process: adenylate cyclase-activating G protein-coupled receptor signaling pathway; cell surface receptor signaling pathway. Gene Ontology annotation, cellular component: plasma membrane.
UACAGAGUUUGGCAAAGCACCGGUUCCUGCUGAGACUUCUACUGCCCCGAUCCGGGUGUUAUAGGAGGAGGAGGAGGAGGAGGAGGGCUAGGUUGCUGGUGUCACCCCAUUACUGUACAUGCAGGAUGAUGCGACAUGCUCUCCGUGUCCUGCACGCAGGAUGCUGAGGUCCUUGCAACCAACGGAAUAGCGAACUGGUGUAGAACUCCGACAGGGAACCGUGCAAACUUCUCCUGGCUGGCCAACAACUUCCAAGGGCUCCAGUCUUGCAAACUACCGAAAGCUCCUUCGCAAGAGAGCAUAAAAUUCUACAGAUGAGGUUGUCAGUGCCCAGUGAUGCCCCGGCCGUUCCUCCUCCGUGUCUUGCUGGUGCUGAUAGUGCUGUGCCAGGCUGCCUCGGCUCAGAUCAUGGAUUACCUGUAUGACAGCUGGAAGAAGUAUGAGACAGACUGUAACAAGAAUAUGUCCAUGGAGCCCCCUCCAGCAGGACUGGUCUGCAACCGGACGUUUGACAAAUUCUCCUGUUGGCCAGAUGCUCAACCUAAUACUACAGUCAACGUCCCUUGUCCAUGGUUCCUUCCUUGGUACAAGAAAGUGCAGCAUGGCUUUGUGUACAAGCACUGCGGGCCAGACGGGCAAUGGGCACCCACUGUGAAUGGCCAUGCACAGCGUGAUACCCGGGAAUGUGAACUUGACCAAGCGGAUUUGGAAGAUCAGGAAAGGUUUGCCAAGACUUAUGAAAGCUUUAAGAUCAUGUAUACUGUAGGAUACUCUUUGUCUGUCGGAGCGCUCAUACUGGCUCUUGGUAUUCUUGUAGGAUUCAGUAAACUCCACUGUAUGCGGAAUUAUAUUCAUAUCAACCUGUUCACGUCGUUCAUACUAAGGGGAGUGUCCGUGCUGGUGAGUGACACCAUGCUGAAGACUCGUUACAGUGAGAAAAUUGAUGGGGAAUACUUACAUGUCUGGCUCAGCAGUGAGGCUGGGUGCCGCGCUGCCACAGUCCUUAUGCAGUACGGAAUCAUUGCUAAUUACUGCUGGUUGCUGGUGGAGGGGAUCUACCUGCACAAUCUGCUGGUUUUAGCGGUAUUCUCAGAAAGAAGUUACUUUGCGCUUUAUAUCUGCAUCGGAUGGGGGACACCUAUUUUAUUUAUGAUCCCAUGGGUGGCUGUAAAAUAUACAUAUGAAAAUGUACUGUGCUGGAACACAAACAACAACAUGGCGUUUUGGUGGAUCCUGCGGUCUCCUGUGUUCCUUGCUAUACUGAUCAACUUCUUAAUAUUUAUGCGGAUUAUUCAGAUUCUCUUGUCCAAGAUGCGAGCUCAUCAGAUGAGGUACACAGACUAUAAACUCAGAUUGGCCAGGUCCACGCUCACCCUAAUUCCUCUUCUUGGAAUACAUGAGGUGGUAUUUGCGCUGAUCACAGAUGAGACUGCACAAGGAACCCUGCGACUGGUCAAACUUUUCUUUGACCUCUUCUUUAGUUCAUUCCAGGGAAUGCUGGUAGCCGUACUGUACUGUUUUGUCAACAAAGAGGUCCAGUCUGAGCUUUUGAAAAAAUGGAAACGGUGGAAACUUGGAAAAGAUAUUGAAGAUGAAUAUAAAAAUACUUACAGCCAACCUCCCCAACCUGGACACGGCAGUGUCUGUGAAAAGCACAAACUGGUUGAUAGCUGUAACAAUGGAACAGGCAAAUCGCGGCACAGUGAGGGCAUGUGGUACAAUGAGAAGACGGGCAGCAGUGCUACAGAGAACAUCACACUGAGUGAACGGCAGAAUAGCUUUGAGUAUCAUGAGAGCAGCUCAGAGCAUGUCCUCUAAGUUACAGUAUGCAAAGCCUUUGGUCAUACCAUGCAGAGGGCUCUGUGUAAUAUAACAAAGGCUUGUCUGUGACGUGCAGUAGUAAUGGUGACUGAACAACUAAAUGAAAACAUGACACAAAUUCUCAGAUGUUCUAUUCUGAUGAAAGAAGAUGUCCCAGGUGACGUUGCAAUGGUCAGUGAACUCACUGACAAAGAACUGAACACAGAACAACAGAAUAGAACACCAUGGAGACAUCGUUUAAACUGCUGAGCCCUAAGCUUUAGAGACUGUGAUUCUCAUAGCAUCUCAGAACAUUAUAAAAAAUAUUCUUUUAAAGACUAUUCGAUAUUCCAAAAAUAAGAAAUCAGCAGUAUUACAUGGGUAUCCCAAGACUAAGAGACAUGAUUUUUUUUUUUACAAGUGAACCUAUCCUGGAUAACCUCCAAUGCACACAAAUACACAGAGGCAUACUUCUGCCAGUUGGAAUGUAUUAGCCUAAUAAAAGUGGUUCCAAACCCUCACAGAGACUGGCUCCAACAUGGGGGAGAGGCUAUCAAUAAUCUUUUAGUCAAGAUGAGCUAUCGACUGUAUAGACUGGCACGCAUAGAGAAGACAGAUUGUGUUGUGAGUAUUACUCCUUUCACACCAAAAUCCCAGGUCUCAUCUGGGUUAGUGAACACGGUUUCAACCUGUGUUACAGCUGCUCAAACCCAUUUCACACCGCACGGUGGACCAAUGUUAUUCCCAGGUCGUUGCCUUUCCCACUGCAUCCGUUUCUGCCCUUUAAAACUGUUUGAGUUAUUAAAAGUGGACAUUACAGGCUCAUAAAGAUAAUGUAUGAAAAAUUAACACCCACCAAUGAGCACCUUUUAAACAUAACCCGGGUCCCACCUUUCACACCACAGACUAUCCGGCCCAAACCCGGGAAUAACAGUCGUACCAGGGUCAAAUGCUCAGUGUGAAAGGGGUAUAUGAUUACAGGAUCAAGGAGGGAGGGGGGAGCAAUAGUCAUUUAAAAUGCAUGAAACAUAAACAGUUACGAAAAACUAAAUGGAAAUUGACAGAGUUGCCCAAGCUUGUGUGAAGUUUCAGUUGUAUUUUGAAUUUAAAAAUAAAAUCAUAUUGCUAGAAAUAAUAGCAGCCCAGAUAUUAGUGAGUUGGGAUCUAUAACAGUUUAGUUAGACUAUUAGUAUUUGUGAAUAAUAGGCCCCUCCUUCAAUGUUUGUAACAAUGGACAUUUUGGACAGCAUUGAAUAUUUUCAUGGUUGUAGUUGUACCUUAGAAAGUGCAGUAAUUGAUAUGAUAACCAUUCUGUGAAAUUGGAGCAACAGUGUGAGAUUAUAACAAGCAAUUUUGGGUAGAAGUCCUAUUUUCGGUACCAGACAUUGGAGUUUCCAGAAUAAGGAUUUUAGUUAGCAAAUUAAUUAUUUUGCAUUUUGAGUAGUUACCCUUUAAACUGCCCAGUAAGCUGCAGGUGACAUGUCUUCUUUCUGUGCUUGCUUUCCAUGCUUCAGCUAUGCGAUCAGUGACCACUGACCAAUCCCAAAUUUUCCCUCAUAGAUCAGUGCAGGUAGCACAAAAUUCUAACUUGAGGCUAUAGAAAUACUGGCCACUCAAUUCAGUGCCCAGUAAUGAUCUGAAGAUGCCUGCCAGAAGCAAGUCAUUUUGAUAUUGGCCCAAAAAAUGUAUAAGAAAUAAAAAAAUGUACAUUGUGAAAGUGGUUUAACUAAUCCAAAUGUGUAAAAUUAUAAACCUAUAGACCCUUUGAAUGGACAUGUAAACAUAUUUAUUUGCUCAAGCAGUGGAUAACUGCUUGUAUAUUAGGGCUGGCCCUAUGUUAUAUAUAGUGCAGGUUUGGGUACAUGCACUCAGGUUCAUUAACCACUGUCAAUGUGUAAUGAAUAUUUGCAGUUUUGUCUGUUUUACAGUCUCCAACAUCCUAUUCAGAUUGAUUACCCAUACCUUUAUAUAUACCUAUAUCAUCCACUAUAGCAGUUAGACUGGCCCCUGGGCUGCAGCACUGUACACAGUGUGCAUGGGGGAGUUGGCCAGGACAUAUGAACAUACAUG